Molecule: messenger RNA, 1044 nt
Organism: Penicillium angulare
Lineage: Eukaryota; Fungi; Ascomycota; Eurotiomycetes; Eurotiales; Aspergillaceae
Product: t-SNARE syntaxin
Exons: 4
Coding region: 1-1044 (347 amino acids)
Biological process (GO): vesicle fusion; intracellular protein transport; endoplasmic reticulum to Golgi vesicle-mediated transport
Cellular component (GO): endomembrane system; Golgi membrane; SNARE complex
Molecular function (GO): SNARE binding; SNAP receptor activity
Source: RefSeq, a predicted model, not a curated record
AUGGCCGGCCCCUCAAUUCAAGAUCGAACCAGCGAGUUCAGCUCUAUCCUUGGCCAAGCCCAGAAACGUCUCGGCACGUCGAAAGUUGGAUCGCAGCGACAGGCUUUGUUGACAGAGACCCAGAGACGACAGGCGAAUGGAUCACCAUCAGGAGCGCAGGAUGUGAAAGCUGGUCGCUCGGAGUUUGCGCGAAGGGCAAGAGACAUUGGAAAGGGGAUCACAGGAACAACAGCGAAGUUGCAGCGACUGGCAGAAUUGGCGAAGCGAAAAACGCUCUUUGACGACCGACCCGUCGAGAUCUCCGAGUUGACGUACGUAAUUAAGCAAGACCUGGCAGCCCUGAAUCAGUCAAUUGCAGGCCUACAAGCCUUAACUCAGGCGCAACACCCGAAAUCAAAUCGAUCAAAGACAGAUCAGGAGGGCGAGCACAACGAUAAUGUUGUUGUCAUGCUCCAAGGAAAACUGGCAGACGUAGGAUCUAGCUUUAAAGAAGUUUUGGAAGUACGGACGAAGAAUAUCCAAGCAUCUCGCUCAAGAACCGAAAACUUUGUCUCUUCUGUAUCGUCCAAGUCGCAGAACGCCCUCGAAUCCCAACGCUCCGACUCACCUCUAUACAACCCCUCGGGGAGACGUACCCCCCAGCCUGGAUACCAAGGAAAUUCAUCUGAUCUCCUGACCUUGGAUCCCUCAAACCCUUCGCCAUUGGGUCGCCCCUCUAUGCAAUCAGAUCAACAACUAUUGGUUAUGGAAGAAGCCCAAUCAAGCAAUACCUACGUCCAAGCCCGUGGAGAAGCCAUUGAGGCCAUUGAACGUACAAUCAGCGAAUUGGGUGGCAUUUUCGGCCAGCUGGCUCAAAUGGUUAGCGAACAGUCUGAGAUGAUCCAGCGUAUCGAUGCCAAUACAGAAGAUGUUGUAGACAAUGUGCAAGGUGCGCAACGAGAGCUGAUGAAGUACUGGACACGAGUAUCUGGAAACAGGUGGCUCAUUGCUAAGAUGUUUGGUGUUCUUAUGAUUUUCUUCCUUCUUUGGGUUCUGAUUUCUUAA